Molecule: messenger RNA, 1775 nt
Organism: Rosa chinensis
Lineage: Eukaryota; Viridiplantae; Streptophyta; Magnoliopsida; Rosales; Rosaceae
Exons: 4
Coding region: 300-1571 (423 amino acids)
Biological process (GO): regulation of DNA-templated transcription
Molecular function (GO): transcription coregulator activity
Source: RefSeq, a predicted model, not a curated record
CUUGAGAAAAGAUUGAACAUCAAAAACUAUGGUAAACUCUCUAAAUUAUUGGGGGAAGACAAAAGCAUUGGAAAGCUACCCUUCCUCUCUCCCCAUGUACUACCCAGCAAAAACUGUCCCUUUGCACAAACUUAGAGAAUGAAGGUGGGGAAAUAGUGACAGACCCCAUCACUUGUAAUUUCUAAAGCUCCAUGAGACUCUAGCAAACCCCAGAGACUCAAUUUUGCUUCCUUUGGCCAGCUUCUUUCCUUUUCCUUUUGAGGGCGUUUGGCUAUUCUCUGCUUCUGUGUUUAUUUAAGAUGCCAAGGCCGGGUCCGAGGCCGUAUGAGUGCGUCAGGCGGGCUUGGCAUAGCGAUAGGCACCAACCCAUGAGAGGCUCCAUCAUUCAGCAGAUGUUCAGGGUCGUCAGUGAAGUCCAUAGCUCCAAAACGAAGAACAACAAGGAGUGGCAGGAAAAGCUGCCCAUGGUGGUUUUGAGAGCAGAGGAAAUCAUGUAUUCCAAGGCCAAUUCAGAGGCUGAGUACAUGAAUUCUGAUACACUAUGGGAUAGAGCAAAUGACGCCGUUAACACAAUUAUUCGAAGAGAUGAGGGCACUGAAACCCGGGACCUUUUGCCGCCGUGUGUUGAAGCUGCGCUUAAUCUGGGUUGUGUUGCGGUAAGAGCUUCAAGAAGCCAACGCCACAGUAAUCCAAGGAGUUACCUCAUUCCGAGACCGCAAGAACCCCCCUCUCCACCCACUAGGAUUUUGGAUAGACCAUCUGAUGAACGACGCCCUCCGUUUUCUCCUCCACAUCACCCGGGAAAUCAAUCAAACUUUGCAAGACCCUCAGCUGUGAGCUCUGCACAUUUGGUCCCGGAAGUUCACAGUCACGCCAACCAAAGUAGUAACCUGACUAACCCUCGGCAUUACCCAUUUUCCCUUGAGAAUGUUCCUGGUGGCCAUAACCAGGUAACAACAAUGUCAACCAACAACCAAUUGAACUUAGGUUCAGUAUAUCCAUUGUAUUAUGGAUCUCACUAUCAAACUGAAGCAUCCCAGUUAGGUCCUCAGGUCCCAGAAAAUGCACAUUCUAGGACUAUAUAUGUUGGUACACCAGUUACAUCAAUUCAGGAGCCUACCAAGCAGAACAUUUUCACCUGUCAAAGGGCUGAAAAUAUGUCACACAGAAUUCCCCAAGUAGAUGUCAUGGACAUCCAGGAGAAGCCACGAGAAGCAGAAUAUGAUUUAUCUUUGAGGUUGGGUCUUGUCUCACAUUUAUGUACUGAUAGAAGCUUGGCCAGUGAAACGGAAGAUAUUGGUUCGAGUAAUUCUCAAGAGGGCGGAAAGUUCAACGAUUAUUCACCAUCUAUAAGUAAGGAGUUCUGUUUCUUUCCUACUAGGACUGCUUAUGAUCCCUCUGAGUCCACUUCAAGCAUGUGGAAUUCAGAGGGUGAAGAUCGGAGUUUGGAGCCAACUUUAAAGAAGCGCAAAGCAACUUUUAGAAACAAUGAAGAGGAUGGGCAAUUUUUCUGCCAGCCACCUGGCCAGCCCAACAAGUUUCCUGGUCGAUUUUCAGGGCCAGGUUUGUAGGCAUUCUUUUCUUUUUGUAGUAUAUAUGCUUUAAAGUUCAAUAUCUCAAUAUAAGGUUCUGAAUCCUUUUAUGAGAACUCUCUUCUUAUGUAGCUCUGAUUGUGAAAUUUCACAAGUUCAUGUUACUUGCUCCUUUUAUGAGUCGUGCUAUAUGAUCAAUGUAAACGUGACAUAGCUUAAGGUUGAAACAUGAAACUUUCUGCA